UUCGAAACAGGAAAAGCAGAAAGGUUUCCUUAUAGAGCUUUAGGUGCAUAAAUAGCCUUGAUCAAGAGUAACUUCCAUUCUACAUACAACGUAUUUAUAAAGAAUAUACAUUUUAUUCGAUCAAUGCAAUACCUUUUGCAAUGAAAAAGUGUCGACUCCUUUUGUUCACGCUAUGUUUCUUUGUUGUUGCAAUCAAUGGAAGAGUCCUACCCAAGCCAUUAAAAGAUGAAGAGCAGAAAGAAACUAGUUUCAACAAUUUUCAAACAACGGUUGUACAACUGCAUGAUCAGAAAACAAACCUUAGCUAUUUGAGCCCGUUUGUUACGGAUAUAAACGGCUUGCCAAAUUACGACAACACAAAUAUAAACCAAAGCUCAGGGGAUGGGGCAGAAAGCGGAUCUGCUGCAAAAGAUUGCGGCCAAACAAGAGAUGAUGAAGAUUGCAAGGAGAGUUCCUCAUCUGGACUUGGAGCUGGAUCCAGCGGGAAUGGAUGCGAGGGACCUGCAGUCGGAGAAAAGUGUGUCCAGAGAGGACCAGGAGACAAUAAAUAGUCUUGAGAGACAAUAUUAAAGCCUUGGUGCUCAACUUUCAUUUAUAAGUAUUCGCCAAUCUCAUAAACAUUUGUGAUAUGUAUAUAUAAAUUUUAAGACCAAUUUGAUUUCUUGUGUAUGAACGGUUUUGAAGACCAUAACAGCUUAAGUGACACAGGUUGUCCAUUUAAGUUUUCAUCAUCAUCGUCUUAUGCUGUUAACCUUUAUUGUGAUCAAAUUGUAUUUUAUUUCCCCGUAAAAUUAAUGACAAAAUAUUAGGUAUGUACAUAUGCACAUUUGAAUGUAAUAAAACAGGAACCUUUCAAACAGGAUGUUGCUCAAGUAGUUUGCCUCGCAAUUCAAGGCAACGACUUCCGUCACUUGUUUCACGUUGUUUGAAAUUUGAAUUUUAUUUCAAGGCAUAGAAAAUAGGUGGAAAGUGCUAAAUCUUACUUAAAUAUUGAGAUUAGUUUAAUAAAUAUGACAAGAACCAUCAAACUUUUACUGAUUCUUGUGUGCCUCUUUGGAUAUAUAGAAGGGAAAUCACUCGCGAGGCCUAUUAUGAGGCAUGAGAUUAGCGUAAACAGCAGAACCACUGUUCAUCUUCUAAAGCGAAUUCGGCGAUCUCGAGCACCAGAAAUUGGGAGCGCUGGACUACCAUCGGGGCAUGCAGGACGUCCAAGUAAACCAGGCCGAGGGAUUGUAAGAUGCUGUGACGAAACAAUAGACGACGAAGACUGUAUUUCUGGAUCUGGAUCUGGAUCUGGAUCUGGAUGUGCCGAGUAUUCUGGUUCUGCUUCUGAAAAUGAGGGAAAAGAUCGGGAGGGCAGUGUAAGCGGUUGUGACGGAACAACAGACGACGAAGACUGCAUUUCUAGAACCACUGGUUCCUCAGGUUGCAGAAACAGAGACCAAGAAGGCAGUGCGAGUGGGUGGGAUGGGAUAACAGAUGAUGAAGAUUGUGUGGUCGGGUCAGCGGUGGAACCAUUUUCUGGAUCUGCAUCAGGAAGUGGCGAUGAAGGAGAAAGUAGUGCUAGUAGUGGUGACUGUUACGGAACAACAAGCGACGACGAAGAUUGUAUUCCAGGCGGCUCAACAUCCGGGCCCAUUAGACCUGGUAGCGGCGGUGGAUCCCAAGAAAUUGGGAGCGGAAAGUAGAAAAUAGAAACAAAGACUUGGACAAUUCUUUUAAUAAUCCGACUGCAAACAAGUUUCCGUUGUGGACCUGCAAUUUUCAAAGACUCAUAUAGGCCUACUGUUACCUCAUACUUAUAACAAACGACACAUCAAAAGCUUCAUUGGCUAAUAUCGCAUAUUUCCUAAUCGCACUUUUAGCAAUUAAUUACUCUCUUUUAACGUCGUGAGUAUAUGGUCCUAUGAAUGUAUAAAUGUUCAUUGUUUAUUACUAAAUAGGACGAAAAAUGAGAAUAAAACUGAAACCAUCUUAAUCUGUACAUUUUCAUAUAACAUAACUUUUACUCGUAUAUAAAAUCAUGAAACUAAUACAAUUGACGAAUUGGAAAAA
Molecule: messenger RNA, 2055 nt
Organism: Ciona intestinalis (vase tunicate)
Lineage: Eukaryota; Metazoa; Chordata; Ascidiacea; Phlebobranchia; Cionidae
Source: RefSeq, a predicted model, not a curated record